UUGUAUUCUUAUGCCCUGUCAGUUGUCACGUGAUAAGAUCUCGAAUAGAACACUGACCUUAAUGCUGUGCCGAACCAAUAACACAUACACCAGUACGAGCAGCCUAGAAUCAACUCUGAGAUGUUAGGCUUUCGCCUAACCCGUCUGGUUCAGUCCAGAACACAAUCUCAGUUACCACUGUAUGAACCAUGUAUUCCAGACAUAUACAGUUUAUGUACAAGCAAAUCGGACCGCAUCAGACCAUUAAAUAGAAAAUAACAAUUAUACAAGAUCGAGCCAAAAGUGGCUGUGAAUCUGUUUGUCAAUGUGGUCAAGUAUCGACUGGAUCAAAUGCAACGUCGACUAGAAGCUGAACAAAGACAGUCAACAAGUCGAGCUAGUUUCAAAUGCUCUUCUUGCAAUACUGCCUAUACAGACUUGGAAGUGGAUCGUUUAAUGGAUUUUACUAAUCCGGGAAAACUUGUAUGCGUAUAUUGUCGUGGGGAAGUUUGUGAAGAAGAAGAUAACGCUUCACGAACAGAUGCUCGUGCUUUAAUCGCAAAGUUUCACCAUCAGUUUCCAGGAAUGCCUUCAGAAAAUCUAGUAGAAACCCUUCAUAUUUAUAUGCUACCGCAGGUACAUGUUAUUCUUGCUACGUUCAAAUACAUCAUUUUCAUGUAAUUUUUUACGAAAUAAUUUUCCUUAAUAAUUUAGUUACCUUACUGAUUAAUUUAUAGAUUGAUAUUUUUUAGGUUCGAGAUCCGAUCGAUCUAAUGCUUCGUGAAUGUGAUGAAAUACACUUGUCACCUUCAAUACUCGAACCAGAAAUCCGUCCUCUUGAACCUCUAAACGAUGAUACCUGUGAUGAAUCCCAGAUUUCCUCUCAAAACGUCGGUAGGAACUCUAUUCUGCCUGGUGAUAAAAAUAAAAAAAACUCGUCUCUAUUCGGUCCAACUGAAAGCAGUGUUCGGAUCGUGCUAAGUGGAAACUCAAGUGGAUCAAACCAAGUGGUCAAAGAAAGACCUAUAUGGAUGUCUGACAGCACCAUAAAUCUCAACCCAACUCCAGGAAUUGGAGAUACGGAUUCACAACUGAAUAUAUUUUCAAAUGCAUCCGAGUUUCAUUCAAACCAUACUCCUGAAGACGCUAUCACUCAGACUCUUGCCCCUGGGAGAGUGCCCUCUGGAUUUGGUAGUAACUUAUCCAAUUCUGUUACAACCGGUGUUUUUCACAACAGGCUAGCGGAUACUGCUACCUCGGAAACUAAUCUAAUGACAAAUACCACUGGUGGGACCAAUACAGCUUCGUCCAGUGAUAUUAUGCAAUUAUUACUUGUACACGAGAGACGUGGUCUACUCACCCGGAAUUCCGCUAAAAAUGUUAUUGUUCCAGGUCGCAAUAAUGCACAUAAAACUACACUUGCCCAACCAGAUCUCCUGGUUAACACGGAAAACACGUCUGUGGACCUUCACACAAAGAAGUUCGAGGUUACUGUUGGAGGCCAGCUUAUGCUUUAUACAGAUGUAACUCCGGUAAUGGUGAAGACAAUGACUAAAGAAGAGCGUGAAAACUACGUGCGCGUUGGUAAGCUUAUGUUCAACAACUUAAUGCUCGAAUAAAAAGAAAAUGAGCUUAUGUAAAAUAUAAUGUAUUAUA
This is a messenger RNA of Schistosoma spindalis, 1635 nucleotides long. NCBI's taxonomy places the organism in Eukaryota, Metazoa, Platyhelminthes, Trematoda, Strigeidida, Schistosomatidae. The record is from the annotation of a GenBank genome assembly.